Messenger RNA from Triticum urartu, 1631 nucleotides. RefSeq lists its product as uncharacterized. Lineage: Eukaryota; Viridiplantae; Streptophyta; Magnoliopsida; Poales; Poaceae. The record is from RefSeq and is a predicted model, not a curated record.
CCCUGCUGAUGUAUUUUAUUUUAGAUCUACUACCAGGCAAAAAUCCCCCUUCUCCUUCCUCGCUCGAUCCCCAAAUCCCCAAAUCAAAUUGCUGCCUCCACCCUAACCCUAACCCUAGCCGCGCCGCCACCGUCGAUCCGAUCCCCAAAUCCCCCUUCUCCUUCCUCCCUCCCUCCACCAAACCCUAACCCCUAGCCGCCAUGGCCCCCCCGAUGGUUCUGCUCAAGCGCCAUGUUGAUUUCUCCCACGACGUGGUUGCAGUGCCAAUCCCCUCCCCCUGCCCAUGGGGAGCAAGCAACAAAGAGACGAGUGAUGCAGUCAUCGAGUACCUGCGCGCCCUCAAGGCCCGCGCAGUCGUCGCCUCUCCGCCGCAACUCUCCUCCCUCCGCAUACUACCGCCGCCGAAUUCCGCCCCGCUCCUAGGCCUGCGCUCGAGCCACAUCUCCAGCGCGGAAAAGAACAUGGUCGCCCUCUACGCCGGAGGGUACCGCCCUGGUGCCGAAACGUUUGCGGAGAUGGGAGCCUAUCUCAUCUAUGACGCCAGGGAUGGCUCCCUCUCCGUCAUCCCCCCUAUCCCCUCCCACGACGAGUAUAUGGCCAUGGGGCACCAGUCGGCCGUCGUCAUGUGCGACGCCACCGGGGGUGGCUACCUUCUUGCCGAGCUCGUCUGGGUCAUGCCAGGCUUCUCCCGAGCCGCCGUCUGGCUGUGGGAGUCGUCUGCCAAAGAAUGGGUCUUGAAGCCCGGCUGCCUGCCCCUUCCACCCAACAUAGCCAUGUAUUCCUCCAUUCACUCGUGCUUCUCUUAUCGGGGCUCUACCUUCUGCUGGGUGGAUCUCCACCAAGGCAUGGUGCUCUGUGAUCUGCACCAAGGCUGCAAGUUGAGCUUCAUUGAGUUGCCCCAAGGACGUCCAAACUAUGAUGCCUCCGACUAUCCAGGCGGCCUCUGUGCUGAGGAGUUCCGUUCCGUGGCCUGUGUUCGUGGCUCCAUCAAGUUCCUUGCCUUCAAUAAAUUUGUUGAACGCAAGCCCGGCGAAGAAUAUGGACUGACCGUCUGGACUCUCUACCCUGACCACCCAGGGUGGAGCAUAAGCUACCAGUGCAGCAUCCAAGACAUCUGGGCAAACACCAACUACCAGUCUGCUGGUUUGAGAUAGCUUGCUCCGUCGUUCCCUGUCCUGAGCAUCCAUCAAGACGGCGUCGUCUACCUAGUCGUAAACGAUACCAGUGUGGUGGGGAAGGACCGUCGACUAGUGCACAAGGCCCAGUAUUUGCUUCGUGUCGACAUGGGGAAUAACAACGAUGUCCAGGUCUAUCAACAGAAGACGACGCAUAUUUAUUCCCAGCUCUUUGCAAGUGAGUUCAGUGCGCACCGACGACAGGAUCACCCGAGAGAGAUAGAAGCAGCAAGCGAGUUUGGCGCAAGUGGAAAGAAGACGAAGGCCUGAGAUGUUGCAACACAUCAAGUGGAAAUUUGGACCGCAUCAUUAUCACUUUAUGUUGUGUGGGUCCACUGGAGGCAUUUGAUGUGGUCAUUAUCAACUGUUUUUAUUUAUUAAACUGGAUUUUGGGUAGAAUGCAUUAUGUAUGAGUCAUGGCUCUAUGUCUAGUGUAUGUCUAGUGAGUGGCUUCUU